AUGGCUCCGCAGACGGGCUCCACCAAGAAGGAGACGCAGCCUCUCGCAGCCUUUCCACGGCUUUUCACUUGGGAAGAGAUCAGGAUCCACAAUGGUCGUGGCCAAGGUCGGGAGCAGUGGCUGGUGAUCAACAGGAAAGUUUACGACGUCAGCGAGUUUUCCGAUCGGCACCCUGGAGGACGACGAGUUAUUAGCCACUAUGCUGGGCAAGAUGCUACGGAUGCCUUUGUAGCCUUUCACAAUGAUAAGGCUCUGGUGAAAAAGUACUUGAAAUCUCUAGAGAUUGGGGAGCUGGCGCCAGACCAACCCAGCUUGGAGUCUAAUAAAAAAGAAUCACUUUUAGAGGAUUUCCGUGAGCUGCGCUGUGAUCUUGAGAAGAAGGGACUUCUGAAACCAGAUUAUAUCUUUUUCUUCCUGAUUUUCCUUCACCUCCUGAUAUUGGAUGCUUCAUCCUGGCUUGUAGUCUGGUACUUUGGAAUAUCCUCCGUGCCUUUCUUUGCUGGCAUUGCACUCUUCACCAUUGCUCAGAUCCAGAUGGGCUGGUUCCAGCAUGAUUUAGGACACUGCUCUGUCUUCAGAAAGCCUAAAUGGAAUCGAUUAAUGCAGAUUGUUGUGAUAAAUGUUAUGAAGGGGUUACCUGCGUGUUGGUGGAAUCACCUGCACAACCAGCACCAUGCCAAGCCCAACUGCUUCCGCAAAGACCCCGAUCUCAACAUGCACCCUCUCCUCUUCAGCUUGGGGAAGACACUCUCUAUGGAGCUUGGCAAAAAGAAGAAGAAGUUCAUGCCUUACAAUUAUCAGCAUAGAUAUUUCAGCAUAUUGGCUCCAGCUGCACUUAUACCCUUCUUCCAGGUGUCUAUAUUCUACUUCACAAUCAAGAAGAAAAAGUGGUUGGAACUGUUUUUGAUUACAUUUUUCAACAUCCGAGUCUCUCUCAUGUAUAUUCCUUUAAUGGGAUUUAACAAUUUCAUGGUGUACUACUGGCUGUCCAGGUACCUAGAGAGUACCUGGUUUAUUUGGGUCUCGCAGAUGAACCACAUUCCAAUGGACAUUGAUUAUGAUAAGAAUGAAGACUGGGUAUCCACGCAGGUUCAUGCAACGUGCAAUGUGAACCAAUCCAUGUUCAAUGACUGGUUCACUGGGCACUUGAACUUCCAAAUAGAGCACCACCUUUUCCCCACGAUGCCUCGACACAACUACCGGAAAGCAGCUCCUUUGGUGAAAGCCCUUUGUGAGAAGCAUGGCAUUGAGUAUAAAAGCAAGACUUUACUCACAGCCUUCAGGGAUAUUUUAAACUCCCUGAAGGACUCUGGGGAACAUUGGUUGGAAGCCUAUCUGCAUGGAUAG
Messenger RNA from Tinamus guttatus (white-throated tinamou), 1347 nucleotides. The record is from RefSeq and is a predicted model, not a curated record. Lineage: Eukaryota; Metazoa; Chordata; Aves; Tinamiformes; Tinamidae.